UGACAUCACUCAAAUUUGUUGUCUUUCAUAGCCUCAAGCCUUCGAGACCUUGGCCGUUGAAAGUAACAAUCUUGUGUGCUUCUGUGUACAUAUACCCCUUCUGAAGUUCCAAUUUAAAAAUCUGCUAUCUCGGCACCACUUUGACACUGGGCUACCAUUAGACUACCAGAUACCAACACAACAUGUGUCAACACACCCACUCCCAUAACUAUGAUGUGCCUCAGCAGUCAAAGCCAGAGUUUGCAGGCGAUCAACCUCCAUUCCCCUGGCAUCUGCCAAUAUGCGACGCCCACUGCCAUCCAACAGAUACAAUGGCUUCGAUAACAGAUAUACCCUCUAUGCGUGCAUCAGCUUUGACCGUCAUGGCAACACGUGCCCAGGACCAGGACCUCGUUAUGGAUGUCACUAGCAACCAUUGCAACCCGGAUCUCAAAUCACUUUUGCAAGAAAACUCGGAAGCAUCGAGUACCUGUGCUAUUCCCUCCUUUGGGUGGCAUCCAUGGUUUUCCCAUCUACUCUACGACGACUCGGCCGACACUCCGACAUUCCAGCCCACCUCCGGGCCCGAGACUGACAAUGCCGCCAAACAAGCACAUUAUAACGCCGUUCUACAACCAGUGCCCUCACCAGACUUUGUUGCUUCUCUUCCUUUCCCUGUCGCAAUAAGCUCAUUUCUCAAUGCAACCGAAUCCCGUCUAUCCACUAACCCUCAUGCUCUUGUUGGCGAGAUCGGCCUUGAUAAGGCCUUUCGUCUACCUGAACCUUGGCUGCCAUCGAACCAUAUCGAGAGAGAUCCAACACUCACACCAGGGGGCCGUGAGGGCCGACAGCUCAGCCCUUAUAGGGUGAAAAUAGAGCACCAGCGUGAUGUUCUUGCCGCACAGCUUCGUCUUGCUGCAAAAACUGGCAGAGCUGUUAGUGUGCAUGGCGUACAAGCCCAUGGCAUCUUACAUGAGACGCUUGCGGCAACAUGGAAGGGCCAUGAGCGGGAGGUUAUAACACGACGCAAGCGGCGUCUUGUGGCAUCGGGUGCUGAGGACUUUUCAGACGAGGACGACGACGGUAGUGAGAAGCCGUACCCUCCUCGAAUAUGCCUACAUUCAUUCAGCGCUAGUGUUGAAGUAUUGAGGCAGUAUCUGAACCGAACGAUUCCAGCUCGUAUAUUUGUCUCGCUGUCAACAGCUGUCAACUUGAGUACUGAUGCUACCCGGAAUAAGACCGACGAUGUACUACGGGCCCUGCCUGACGACAGCAUCCUAGUGGAGAGUGAUCUUCACAUUGCCGGCGAACAAAUGGAUAGUGCAUUGGAAGACAUGUACCGGCAUGUUUGUGAGGUCAAGGGCUGGAACCUUGAUGAAGGCGUCAAAAAGAUUGCGAAAAAUUACGAAGAGUUCAUAUUCGGGUGACACACAAAAGGAGCAUGCGCGGCAGGGGAGGUAAGAAAACUUGAGAGCUUUAUCCAGAGUGACGAAAAGGCUUAGGCAAUUUAGUCCAAGUUUAGGUGAGUCUUCAUUGAAUUUAUCUAGGGACCCUCUUCUAAAGUCUCAUGUUUUCUUGCUCCCUGAGGGGUGGAUAAACACAAGGAAAAUAGAUCAAGCACAAGAGGGUAUUAUAAAGAUGCAUGUUUCAAGUUGUGGUAUUAGGUAGAUUGCUAUAGCUUCUAUUGAGCGGGAGCGUUUGCUAUUUGUAAAUACAAUUCCCAAUAUCCCACAUCUGAUGCGCAUAAAUUCAAAACAAGGAAAUCUGGUGUAUCAUAGUAAUAUACAAAGAAAAUCAUUCAUGCCUGCCC
Messenger RNA from Fusarium verticillioides 7600, 1789 nucleotides. RefSeq lists its product as hypothetical. Gene Ontology annotation, molecular function: hydrolase activity, acting on ester bonds. Bases 183 to 1406 code for a protein of 407 amino acids. The transcript has a single exon. Lineage: Eukaryota; Fungi; Ascomycota; Sordariomycetes; Hypocreales; Nectriaceae. The record is from RefSeq and is a predicted model, not a curated record.